Messenger RNA from Phragmites australis (common reed), 1989 nucleotides. Its product is annotated as small ribosomal subunit biogenesis GTPase RsgA 1, mitochondrial-like. The transcript has 5 exons. Bases 16 to 1737 code for a protein of 573 amino acids. Gene Ontology annotation, molecular function: GTP binding; GTPase activity. The record is from RefSeq and is a predicted model, not a curated record. Lineage: Eukaryota; Viridiplantae; Streptophyta; Magnoliopsida; Poales; Poaceae.
AUCGGUCGUGGGGUGAUGCGGAGGAUCGAACGUGUUGUGUGGCUCGUACCUGUAGAGUUGCGCUUCCUGCCGCACCACCCGUUCCUGCCGAGGCAGCCUUCCGCGCGCCCAGCGGCCCUCGUGCGCGCCCCGUGCUCCGCGCGAAAUCUCCCCUCCGUCCCCGGGCUCGUCCCCUCGCUAUCCAUCCGCCUCUCCUCCCCACCCAGACGCGCGCCAGCCGCCUCCAGGAACCACCCCAAUCUCUCCGCGGAUUCACCAAGAUUCCUUCGCGUCGCGCGGCAAAAAUCCCCACCCCUCGCGUGCGCAGUGCGCCGCGCCGCGCCUCGCCUCGCCUCGCGGCUGGGGCUCUAUUCUAUCCGCUGCUCCACCGAGAUGCCGGUCCUCCCCUCCACCGCGGGUCUGCCCCGCCUCCGCCUCCCCCUCCCCCUCCCCCUCCCCCUCCCGCUCCGCCACUGCCCCUUCCUCCGCCACCGCCGCGCCUCCCACUACUCACCCCACCCGCGCCUCCUCCCCUUGGCCGCGGCGCUCCCGCCCCCGGCCCCCGACGCGCUCCUCCCUACGCAGGCCACGGGCCUCGUCGCGGCGUCGCAGGCCAACUUCAUGCGCGUCAUCGUGGACUCCGUUCCUCCGGGGCAGGACCUCGAGCGCCACCGCGGCUCCGACCUGCUCUGCGUCGUGCGGGCGCUGCUCAAGAAGAUCCGCCGCCGCGUGCUCGUCGGGGACAAGGUCCUCGUGGGUGCCGUCGACUGGACCGACCGCCGCGGGAUGAUCGAGGACGUGUUCGAACGGAGGAGCGAGGUGGCUGACCCGCCCAUCGCCAACGUCGACCGCCUCGUCGUGCUCUUCUCGCUCGACCAGCCAAGGCCCGAGCCGGCCACGCUCACCAGGUUCCUCGUCGAGGCUGAGUCCACGGGGAUUCCCUUCGUGCUCGUCUUCAACAAGGUCGAGCUCGUCGACGAACAGACCAUAGCAUACUGGAGAGAUAGGUUGAAGAGUUGGGGUUAUGAUCCACUCUUUCUUAGUGUUGAUCAGCAAUUUGGAUUUGCUGUUCUUGAAGAGAUGUUGGAAGGACAAACAACUGUAGUUGUUGGUCCAAGCGGUGUUGGGAAGUCCAGUCUGAUCAAUGCGUUGAGGUGCAACCAAAACAUAUCAGAAGAAGAUCCAAUACAUAAACUGGUUGAGCAGAAUAGUAAAUGGUUUGGUGAACAACGUGUUGGAACUGUGUCCAAGAAAAGCGGUAAAGGGAAGCACACGACGCGCCAUGUCUCAUUGCUUCCUAUAGCUGGUGGAGGUUUCCUCGCCGAUACUCCUGGAUUCAAUCAGCCUAGCCUGAUGAAAGUGACCAAAAAGAGUCUUGCGGAAACAUUUCCUGAGAUAAGAACGAUGCUGAAGGAGAACAAGCCCUCGAAAUGCUUAUUUAAUGAUUGUGUUCACCUUGGUGAGCGUGGAUGUGUUGUGAAAGGUGACUGGGAAAGGUAUUCAUACUAUCUGCAGAUGCUUGAUGAGAUCAACAUCAGAGAAGAAAUCCAGCUACGGACAUUUGGAACAAAAAGAGAAGCUGAUGUCAGGUACAAAACAGGUACCAUGGGUGUGAAGCAAGCGGAGCCUCGUCUUGAACUCAAGAAGCACAGGAGGGUGUCUAGAAAGAAGAUUAACCAAUCGAUUCUUGAUGAGAUUGAUGAUGACCUUGAUGAUGACGAAUUGUUCGAUGUCAAGCCACGUUCUAGGAAACGAUAACCGAUUCUCAUCUGAUCUAACGGCUACUCAAGUCAACAUUGGCAAGAAUGACCUAGCUAUGGGUGCUGUACAUAGUUGGUUUUGUAGAGCUACUGUGCCCUUGAGCAGUUAAGCUGAUCCACUGUAAAUAGAAGCGCAUUUGCCUCGGAACUAUAAACGCUCUUGCUCCUGAUGUUGACAAAUGGCGAUGGUGACUUGUUUCCUUGCGGCAGAACAGUCAGACUGGAAGUUACAAAGAAGCCUAGUUUCAUA